Molecule: messenger RNA, 483 nt
Organism: Durio zibethinus
Lineage: Eukaryota; Viridiplantae; Streptophyta; Magnoliopsida; Malvales; Malvaceae
Source: RefSeq, a predicted model, not a curated record
AUGGGGCUAGCAAAUACAAAAUCAAGCAUCAAGCCAUGUACUACAUAUCCAUUACCUUAUCUCUUUAGCAGCUUGUGUUUGGUGUUAAUUUUGAUAGCUGUGGCAUUGGUUCUGCUGGCUUGCUCCUAUAUAAAACGGCCUUCAAAUUCAUCAUCUAACGAAGUUCAGCUCAAGCAAGAAAUGGCUAAGGCCAGAGUUAUUGAUUCGGAACCAAAAAUUGUUGUGAUCAUGGCUGGAGAUGACAAGCCUACCUUCUUGGCAAAGCCUGCAGCCUCUUCUUCAAGUUGCCGCUGUGGUCAAGUUUGAAAAGGCCAAAGAGCAUAUCAUCGAAAGAAAACAAUUUUGAUCUAAUUUUAAGGAUUAUAGAUGAAAGACUCAUGCCCUUUCUUCUUUUUUCCUCAGUUUUGAUUUUAUUUUCAUUUAGUUAUUUUCUUUUUUUUGUCAUGAACAUGUAAAUGCAUGAGCAUUAAUGUUUGAGAGGUA